AUGACUUUCCCGCUACAGUCUACCGCCACUAAGCUCAAGAACAUUGUCCCUCUUCUCGAUCGCGUCUUGGUCCAGCGCAUCAAGGCUCAAGAGAAAACCGCCACUGGUAUUUUCAUCCCCGAGAAGGCUCAGGAAACCUUGAAUGAGGGUGUUGUCGUUGCUGUUGGCAAGGGUGCUCUUAACAAGGAAGGUGGCCACAUUCCUUUGCAAGUUGCCCAGGGUGACAAGGUCAUCCUUCCUCCUUUCGGUGGUAGCUCUGUCAAGGUUGCAGGCGAGGAAUACCUCUUGUUCCGUGACUCCGAAAUCCUCGCCAAGAUCGAGUAA
Molecule: messenger RNA, 324 nt
Organism: Radiomyces spectabilis
Lineage: Eukaryota; Fungi; Mucoromycota; Mucoromycetes; Mucorales; Radiomycetaceae
Product: chaperonin GroS
Exons: 4
Coding region: 1-324 (107 amino acids)
Cellular component (GO): mitochondrial matrix
Molecular function (GO): protein-folding chaperone binding; metal ion binding; protein folding chaperone
Source: RefSeq, a predicted model, not a curated record